GCCUGCCAUUGCUGGUUUUCCAUCAUCCGUUCAAACUUCAAACACAACGCUCUCGAGUCUCGAUCACUCUGUUUUUGCAACUUUUCCCUUUCCUCGUCUAUAAACACACUCUCGCGACAGCCCAAGAAAAACGAAAUUAACAACCAUGAAAAACCUUGGACAGCUGAGAAGUUUAUCCACAUUCCUCCACACAGCCAAAAACCUGACUGAAUUCUCAGCUUUCACAAAUCACAGCAAAAAUCCCAUCUUUUUACCCCACAGAACGAUCCCUCCACCCACAGGUCAGGAUUCAGACUUCAUAAACAUAGCUCACAGCCAUUUGAUCCAUUCCGAAUGGGAUAAACUCGAUAAAUUAGCUUCUGCCUUAUCGCUCUUUCGAAUCAAGCACAUUCUUCUGAAAACCCGAAAAGAUUACGUCCUCUCUCUCGAAUUCUUCAACUGGAUCGGCCUCAAAAACCCCAACCUCAACACGCUCGAGGUGACCUCCAUAAUCCUCCACAUCUUGACCAGGAAUCCUUUGAUUUACUCGUACAGGAUGUGCGAAUCAUCCCCUCGCGUGUUUGAUUUGUUGUUCAAAACUCACGCGCAUAUGAAGAAGUUCAGGAACGCUUCUGAUUGUUUCCGCUGGAUGAAAGAGUACGGGUUCUUCCCCACUAUUGAGUCCUGCAAUGCCUAUUUGAGUUCAUUGAGUAGUUUGAAUCGUCCAGAUAUCUUGUUAGCCUUUUAUAAAGAAAUCUGCAGGUGUAGAAUCACCCCAAAUGUGUACACUGUUAAUAUGGUUAUGGGGGCUUACAGUAAAUUGGGGAAAUUGGAUAUGGCUAUUGAGCUGUUUAAAGAAAUGGAAUCAAUGGGGUUGGCUUGUAAUGUUGUCUCGUAUAAUACUUUGAUUGCUGGUUAUUGUGCCAAGGGUCUAGUGGCAAGUGGUAUGAAGAUCAAGAAUGCAAUGGAUAAAAACGGGGCCCCACCAAAUGAUGUUACGUAUAACACGCUUAUACAUGGAUUAUGCAUGGAAGGGAGACUACAUGAAGCUAGUAAGCUUCUUCGAGAGAUGAAAAGUGUGGGCGUAAAUCCCACAACGGUAACUUAUAACGUAUUAAUCGGUGGUUAUGGUGAAAAUGGAAAUAGUGGGAUGGCACUUCAGUUGUUCGAUGAAAUGUCUGUGAGUGGGGUGAAAGCCGAUAUCUUGACCUAUAAUGCCGUGAUAAUGGGCCUCUGCAAGGAGGGAAAGACGAGAAAAGCCGCUUACAUGGUGAGAGAGCUCGACAGAGAGAAAUUGGUCCCUAAUUCGUCCACUUUUGCCGCACUUAUUACAGGGCAGUGUACGAAAAACAAUGGCGAACGUGCUUUUGAGAUUUACAAGAGCAUGGUAAGGAGCGGGUGUCAUCCUAAUAGAGCGACUUUUGAUAUACUGUUAUCCACUUUUGUAAAGAACGAGGAUUAUGAGGGGGCUGUUGGGAUUUUGAGAGAGAUGGUAAAGAGGGCUAUAGCUCCUGAUUUUGAUGAAUUGUCUUCUCUUUUUGAUGGGCUUUGCAGAUGUGGGAAGGAGGAUUUGGUCAUGGACAUGCGAAAUGAGAUGGAAUCUCGGCAGGUUAUGCCUGAAGAGGUUAAGCACCCACCGAUUGAUAUAAUUGGGAUUACAAGAUUUCGGAUAGCAGGCUUUGAGGCAUAUCAUGCUUUUGAUUCUUUUUUGGAAUAUUUCAUGACAAUGGAAGUUUGUGCUUACUUUGCAUAUAGGCCGAGGCUUAUGAGAACAUCU
This is a messenger RNA of Striga asiatica, 1756 nucleotides long. The record is from the annotation of a GenBank genome assembly. Lineage: Eukaryota; Viridiplantae; Streptophyta; Magnoliopsida; Lamiales; Orobanchaceae.